UUCUGAGCUGGCUAAGAAGGGAGAAUUGGGGAUAAUUAACACACACGGACAUGCAAAGAAACAAAGACACAACCACAAGUCCACAGGGUAGGCAGCGGUUGGAAAGUUACAAAUGCACCGCAAGAAGAUAUCACCAUGGACCCUGAGAAUGCAGGAAAGUGGGAACUGACUCUUACGCCCUUCCCCCAAGGCGAAGGAAAGGCAACCCCUGAAUUCUUAAAAUAACUCUCGCUUCCUCUCAGCCGGCAAAUGCACCGGACUGCUCCUCUGCAGGCCGAGAGGCGCCGCAGCGGGAGGGUGAGCUCCAGCCUCCGCCGCAGCCCCUCGACGUCACGCUCCUGCCCGGGGCCACCAGGGAGGGCAGCGGUCCUCGGUCCUGGGAGAGGGUGUCGGCCGAACCCCACCUCCCAUUUUCUGGGGACCCAGGGUCCAGAGCGGAGACCAGAUUGCACAAUCGGAGGAGUCCUCUCCAGGAUCCCCGCCGCGCGCCCAAUCCGCAACGACAGGGACUUGCCGGCGGUGCGCGAGAGGCGGCCGGAGCGGGGACAGCAGCCGGCCCUCGGGCCCGCGCCGGGAAGGGCCCGAGCCGGGAAGGACCCGCGGUGAGCCCGCCCCCACGCCCGCACCUCCCACCGCCCUCCUGCGCGACUAAGCGCGCGGACACCUGCGGAGCCCGGGUCCCCGCGCCCUAGCUCCCCUGGGCCGGGUCACCCGCAGGCUGAAGACAUCUGUGAGUCUUCGCCGCCAGGGCCGGAGGCGGUGCGGCCAGGAAGCUGCCGCGGGCCGCGCCGAUGCCCCCGGCCCCGAGCCGACCUGCGCCCGGAACUCCGGCUGGUGGCACAGCCGCCGCCCCUGCACCCACCGCCCGCCGCCCGCGCCCACCCUGGGCUCGCGCCGAGGACUCACCCGCUC
This is a messenger RNA of Sapajus apella (tufted capuchin), 912 nucleotides long. RefSeq lists its product as uncharacterized. Lineage: Eukaryota; Metazoa; Chordata; Mammalia; Primates; Cebidae. The transcript has a single exon. The record is from RefSeq and is a predicted model, not a curated record. Bases 250 to 606 code for a protein of 118 amino acids.